CUGUGUCCUGCUGGAGGCGCUGCUGCGCGCUGUGUUUCUGCUCGUCUCCUCCUCUUCCUCCUGCAGGGCCUUUCAAAUUCUCACUGACCAACCCAUUAUAACAGACAAUGUAGCACGCUGACCCGAGCACUCAGGAGAAAGACAGCACAUUCACAGCUUUAGCUCCGGUAUUAGACCCAAACAAAAACAGAACGGUUCAGCGUGAGCGCGAGCUCUGGAUCAAACUAAUGGACUUAUAGCCGAAUAACGGAGAGAGAGCGCGCGCGCAUCUGUGGUAUCGCCGGGAAAGGCUGAUGGAUGGAGCGAGGGACCAGUAUGAGGAACGAUUGAAAGAGGUGUUUGAAAGUUUUGAUGGCAGUGGUUUGGGCUCUCUGAGUCCUGAAGAACUGACCGAUCUCUGCCGGGCCCUUCAGCUGGAGGAGAACACGCUGAACACACUCUUACACGCACUGCUGCGGGACCAGAUCAGUGCACGGGUUGAUUUUGAACAGUUUAAGGAUGCUCUGAUCCUCGUGUUAUCAAGUACAAACACAGAUGAUCCAGAGGAAUGUCUUGAACAGCCAGAUUCCCCAGAAGUCCAGCCACGCUUUGUAAAGGGCAGUAAGCGCUAUGGCCGUCGCUCUGCUCCGGAGUUCAUUCACACGGACACUGAUUCACACACACAGGCUGAAGAUGAGGAGGAGAAGGAUGAAGAUGCUCAAGAGAACGAUGACAGGACUGUACCCAGGAAACGUGAGCGCUGGAACGCUGACAUGAGCAUUUCUGAAGAGUUUGAAGCAGAAGGUCAGAUGCACCUCUGGAACCCUGAUGAGCCCAGCACACCACGAGGCAAUGCACUGCCACUCUGUGACUUAGAGGAGCGGUUGCAGGAUGCCUGCCAUCAGCUCUCUCUACCCAUAAACGGCAUGGCCACACUGCAACAGCUACACGCACUCUGUCAGCACAUAGGCAUUGAGGUGGGUGAGGAUCUGUUGCAGGGUGCUGAUGAAAGCGUAAUGGAUGUGCAGGAGUUCAUUUCAUGCAUAAUAAACCACAGCAAACCACCCACACCAUCAGUAUCUACACCCUACAGACAAUUAAAGAGACACCAUUCCACUCAGUUUGACGAGUCGGGCCGAAGGAUCUCAUGUGCUUUGAGCAGUACAAUCGGUCUGCAGGUGUUUUCAGAUUUGGAUGAUGGAUCGGGACAUGCACCCGUGGAAACUCUGCUUUACAGGUGGAUGGAAGAGGGAGUGGACAAUAGCUCAGAGAUCCUACAGGCUCUGGAUUUUAAUCUGGAAGGUAAAGUGAAUCUGUCUGAGCUGACCGUUGCUCUAGAGAAUGAGCUGCUGAACACUAAGAACUCAAUCCACCAAGCGGCGCUAGUGAGCUUUAAGGCAGAAAUCAGACAUCUGCUUGAGUGUGUUGACCUGGAAAGGCGUGAGAAGGAGAGGAUUCGCUUUGAUCUGGACAAAGCAGAGAAACUGAAAUCUCAGCUGGCGUCUGAAGUGGAUGACCACCAUGCUGCCAUUGAACGCAAUAAUGAACUCAACCUUCGGAAAUUGGAGCAGGAAUAUAAAGAGAGUAUGACUGCUCUGAGGGCAGAGCUAAGUAGAGAGGUGGAGCUUGUGCAGCAGCAGGCCAAUCAGCAACGAGAAGAGCUUGAACAGGAAAUUGGCAAGAUGAAAGAUGAUGAAGCCUUCCUACGAGAACACCUAACUCUCACCAUUAAAGAAAAUGGUCGCCUGGAGUCAGAGCUUAUUGAGACCACAGAAAAACUGGUAGAGGCUGAAAACCAGCUGAACAAAGUGCAGAAAAAUCUGGAUGGUGUUAUGAAAGAGAAGUUUGGUGAUUUGGAUCCAGACAGUGCAGAGUUUUACCUACAGGAGGACCGUCUCCGACAGCUGCGCAGGAACUAUGAGGAGCAGUGCAGGGAGCUGCAGGAUCGUAUAGAUGAACUGGAAGCUCAGCUGGAGGAAUAUCAGACUUCGGGUCACACACCCUCAACACGUCCCGGACUAAGUCUGUCUGAUGAACUGGCCAGCAAGAGUCCAGACCCAGGUUCUCAAGAACGGCAGCCAUUAAACAUGAGUCUAGAGACAGAGAUGUUACUGGAGCAGCACCAACAAGAGAUGGAAAACAUCAGGGCAUUGAUUAAUGAAGAAAAACGUAGUGCAGAAGAGGAGAGAAGUCGUCUCUCCCUGCAGCACCAACAGGAGGUGCAGGUUUUGAGGGAAGAGAUGGCAAGAGAACUAGAGAGAGCGAAUAGAUUGGAGCAGGAAAUUUCUGCCCUCCAAACUCUCCACCAGCAGGAGCUUCACUCUCUCACGCAGGAGGCGCAGGAAGCCAGAAGCCGUGCAGACCAGCUGGAAGCGAAGGUGCAAGUUCUGGAGGAGAAACAGACUGCCCAUGAGGAGCAGAGCAGAGUGCAUGCUGAGGAGAUGAGUUUGAGGGAGUUGAAGCACCAAGAGGUGCUGGAGGCAAGUCUGCAGGAGCAGAGAGAGAGAUUGCUAGAAGAGAAGGAAAAGGAGGAGAAGAGGCUCAUGGAACAGUGGAAACAAGAGCAGAAGAGCUAUGAGGAGGUGCUAAGUGCUCAGCUUGAGGAGAUGCAGCAGAGAACUGAACAAGAGUGUGUUGAGCUGGAAAAGAGGCUCAGGGAGGAGUGGGAAGGAGAGAGGCAGGAGCUAGAGGAGAGCAGUAAGGAGGCAUUUCAGGCUGUGCUGGAUGAGAGAGAACGGAAGCUCAAGGAGGACUGGGAAAGGGAGAAGCAGGAGCUAGAGGAGAUCAGUAAGGAGACGCUGCAGGCCGUGCUGGAGGAGAGGUUGGAGAGGGAAAGGAGGCUCAGGCAGCAGUGGGAUGAGGAGCGGGCUUCAUUAGAGAACGAACAUCACGCUCUGCUACUACAGCGUUUGCAGGAAGAGAGGGAACACCUCCGAACACAGCAGGAGGAGACCGAUAGCAUUAUAAUUGAGCACUGGGGUAGAGAGAGGGCUCAGCUGGAGAAACAACAUGAGGAGGCGCUGCAGGCCUGUUUGGAGCAGGAGAGAAAGAGACUGCAAGUGGAGAGAGAGGAGCAGGAGAGGAGGUGGCAGCAGGUGCUGAAUGAAGAGCAGAGCCGGAUGGAGGAGGCUCACAGGGAGGCCAUGCAGGAGCUGUGUGCCAAACACGGCGAGGAGAGGGAAAGACUUGGCAUCCUUUUGGAGAAACUACGCACAGACAUUGCAGAACAGAGGAGUGAGCUGGAGACAGAAUUCUCUCAGCGACUUGAAGAGGUGGAGGUCCGUAUCUAUGGUGACCAGGAGGCAGUGUCUGAGCGUUUUCAGGUGGAUGUACAUAAACUUGAGCAACAUUACCAAAGUGAAAUUGCAGCACUUGCCCAACAGCAUGCUGCAGAUCAUGCCUCCUGGGAAGAGGAGUCAAAGGCAGUCACCGAGGAGGCGGAGCAAAAGUGGAAGCUGUUGAGGGAGGCGCUGGACCUAGAGAGGGAGGAGCUCAAAACGGAGCGUCAAUGCCUUGAACUUGCACACGCACAAGAUAUUAAAGCUCUGACAGACAAGAACCUACAACUUCAGGCCGAAUUGGAGGCUUUUGUCAGUGCUGCUCGAACUAAAGAGAUUGAGCUGAGCCGUCAACUCAAUGAGCUGCACAACCAUGUGCAGGACAGGAUGGAGGCCAAAGACCUGCUGCUGGCACAAGCAGAGCAGAAAGCCACUGAGCUGGAAGAGAUGCUGAAGCAGGCCGUGGAUGACUUCAUCCAGGAGCGAGUAGAGAUGCAAAGGAGUCUGUCUGCUUUGGAGAGCAGGCGAGGGGAAGUACUUUCUUUCACUGAGAGCAUGGAGCUGAUAGGCACAAUCCAAGAGGGUGAGGAGGUCCUCGAUCGGGAAUUAAAGGAUGAGAGAAAGGCUCUGCUUGCAGAGAGAGACACAUUGGCAUUGAGAGUGGUGCAGUUGGAAGGAAUUGUGUUGCAGUUGACCGGAAACACUGAAGAACAUUCGGCAGAACCGUUGGGGGAACCUUGCAUAGAGUCUAAUGUAGAAAUCCACGCAGAGCCCAAUGGAGACAACUGUGAAGAAACUUCCAAAGAAUCCACAGUACAACCCUUUGUUGAAUUCAACCAAGACUCCUGCACAAAAUCUACUGAUGAUGUCAGUCCAAAGCACCUGAUAUGUGAGGAGUCUUUUGUAAACCGAGAUGAUGAAGAGGAAGCAGGCAUAAUGGAUAAAGCUACUAACUCUGAGCAUGGUGAUCCACAAAAACACAGAUACCCAGAGAUUGGAGUUACAAACUAUAUAACUUCGAAUUCUUGUCCUGAUGAAUUAGACAUUGCUGAUGUAGAAUCUAACAAUAGUGGAGCAGAAACCCCUGAUUGUGCCUGUCUUAAAGAAGAGAAAGAAAAGACUGAGGAGAAUCAUAGUAAUCCUAGAGUGGAUGGUUCUGAAGAUGCAUUGUUGAGCGAAGAGGUGCAGAAUGCUGAGAGGAAUAGUGCAGAGUCUCAAAGAGAUGAGACUUUGGAGAUUGCUGAGGAGGAUAUUUUGAAUGGCACAGAAUUAGAAGCUCAAAUCUUGGUUGAGAAUGAAGCUUCCGAUAACCAGGAAAGCUUGCAACAUCAUGAAUCUCCAAGCACAGAUGACACACAGAUCAAAUACAAUUGUAAACCACUUGAACCUGAGACUGAAGACAAUCCAGAGGUUGGUAACAGCAUUGCAAGUCUUGAGAAUGAAAUCAGGGCUUUUGCAAAUGAGGUUUGUAGCCUAUCUACUGUUGACAGAGAACUGGACAAAGUUGCGGAUCUGAGAGAUGUGUGCAUUCAGGAGAUCCUGGAUCUUCAAGACACAGUGAUGCAGUACAGCAAAGGUGCAGAAGGAACUAGCUCUAAGUUGCAGAGCCCUAAACAGCAGGAUCUGGAUAAAGAGAAUAUCACACAUCAAGUACCAAAUCAUUUUGACCAAAUGGCAGCCUCAAUCAAAGAUGUGCAACUUGCCAAGCUAAAGGUCUGCUUUGAGCAAAGCAUCGAAGAGAACUUGCUGCUUGUGGAGUGCAACAGAAAACUGAAAAAGAGAGUCAAAAGUCUGGAGGGUAAGAUGCAUGUAGUCCUGGACCUCCACAAGCAGCAGUCACCCGUCCUGGAAGAGACCGUACGACUCAAAGUGGAGAAUUCCAAACUGAAGGUACUUCUCCAAGAACUUGAUAAACAGGCUAAGGUGCCGCAGUGGGACUCGGACUCUUCCGAUUCUUCAAACAACUCAUCCCACAACUCCCAGCUGAAAGAGAAUAUUGCUGCUGUAGCAGAGCUUGAAUUCUUCUGCAUGGAGUUUGAGAAGCAGAACUCACAACUACGGCAAGCACUUGCUAAUCUGCAGGACAAAUCUCUGAGGAUCCAUGAGCAAAUGCAGGAGCGGAGGAGUGAAGUUUGUCGUCUGGCUAAAGAGAACUUCAUUCUGAGGCACAAAAUCUCAACAGUGAGGGAGGAUGACCUGAGAGAGAACCAGGACGAUAUGCGAUUACAACACAUGAAGCAAGGGAAGAGAUCGCUACAAGCUCUCAGGAGACAGCUCUCAGAGCCUCGUCGCCUGGGACAGCAGCUAGAGGAGGAGAAUUUAUUGCAGCAGAAUGCAGAUCAUGUGCUUCGACAUGCGCUCCAGGAAGUGAUGCGUCAACACGAUAGCUCAACCAAUGAGAAGAAUGGGUUUUGUGAUCGGGAGGAGAUUGUUUCCAGAACAGAAAAGGAACUGCUUAAAUCAGAACUCAAUCGGUGCAUAGAAAAGGUCAUGUCACUGGACUCCUCUCUACAGACACUCACUCAGCAGAACGCUCGUCUCAAAUCUGACCUACGCAUCACCCAACAAGAAAGAGAUGCUCUCAAACAGGAAGUGAUUUCUUUGCACAAACAAGUGCAAUAUGCCAAUGAGAAGUUGUUGGAGGUCUCUGUUGUGUCUGCUGGUCAGCAGCAGGGAAGGCGUGUGUGGGCGGAGCUUUCUGGGCUGAUGGAGGCGGAGCAUGCUUCACUAACUGACGAGAACCAACAACUCAAGCGACAGAUGAGCGAGAUGAGCUCAGAGCUGCAGACGUCAAAGGAGCAGAUCCACCAUCUGGAGGCAUUAAAUGUGAAACAGAGAGGACUCGUGAAAACUGCAGAUCAAGAAAAAUCAGCUUUGAAACGUGAACUCGAGGCUCUGCACACACAGCUGCUAUCAACGCGGAACAAGGCUCAUCUGUCUGCAGUCUUGCCUUCAUCUCCUCUACAGUUGCCGGGGGAACAGAGAGGACAGCACCAUAGCGACGGCCCAGACUUCAACAUGCAGGAUGAGCGGGAGUUGGCGCUUUUACAGAUGGAGGAGAGAAUGAGAGAAGUAGAGCUCACGCUCAGAAACCUCAAACUGUUGCUGCAGGAGAAAGUGUCUCAGCUGAAAGAACAGUUGAUCAGGAACAGUGAAUCGGACGUGUUGAUCAAAGACCUGUACGUGGAGAACGCUCAACUGCUCAAAGUCUUGGAGAAGACAGAACAGCGUCAAAAAGUAGCAGAGAAGAAGAACUUCCUGCUAGAAGAGAAAAUUUCAAGCCUCAACAAGAUUGUCCGUGACCUCGGCCCUUCCCCUUUGACCCCCGCACCCUACCACUUUACACGCUCCUGAUUUUACUAUAUUACACAUAAUUUUAGUCAUACAAGAGAUUCCAAAUGGUCGAACUACAAUAAGGACAGGUAGUCCAUUUGACUUGUGCACUAUAUUCUAAGUCUCGGAAGCCAUAUGAAAGCUUUGUGUUACUGACACGAAAUUUAAAAGUAUUUAUUUACUGAAAAUUUUCCACUUUGCCAUACAACUAAAAUGUCUUUCCCAAUCAUUUUGAUGAACCAUCUUGAUUGUAGUCUUCACAAUAUUCCUAAUUUAAAGGAUUAGUUCACUUUCAAAUUAAAAUUUCCUGAUAAUUUAUUCACCCCCAUGUCAUCCAAGAUGUUCAUGUCUUUCUUUCUUCAGUCGA
Molecule: messenger RNA, 6957 nt
Organism: Megalobrama amblycephala (Wuchang bream)
Lineage: Eukaryota; Metazoa; Chordata; Actinopteri; Cypriniformes; Xenocyprididae
Gene: nin
Product: ninein (GSK3B interacting protein)
Exons: 27
Coding region: 294-6611 (2105 amino acids)
Biological process (GO): centrosome-templated microtubule nucleation; microtubule anchoring at centrosome; centrosome localization
Cellular component (GO): ciliary transition fiber; pericentriolar material; centriole
Molecular function (GO): calcium ion binding
Source: RefSeq, a predicted model, not a curated record